AUGCAUUACCCAGACAACAGACCCGGAUUUGUCGGAGCUCCAGUCCCAGAGCGGACCCGGUACCCGUAUCAGCAGGAGCAGCUGUCGCCGGAGCAAGAACUCUCGGUUAUAGUCUCCGCCCUGCAGCACGUCAUCUCAGGUGAAAGCGAAACGGCGCCGUAUCAGGGUUUCUCCAGCGAUAGCACAGUGAUUAGCGCGGGAAUGCCUCGGUCGGUUUCCGACACUUGCCAAGUGUGCAGGAUCGAAGGAUGUCUCGGCUGCAACUACUUUUUCGCGCCAAAUCAGAGAAUUGAAAAAACUCAACAAAUAAAUGUAGUAGAAGUAGAAGAAGACGAAGAAGGGAUUACUGUUAGCAGCAGUAGAAGAGAGAGCUCUGCGAGCACGACGAAGAAAGCGGAAGGCGGGAAAAUCAGGAAGAGGAAGAACAAGAAGAACGGUUACAGAGGAGUGAGACAGAGACCUUGGGGAAAAUUCGCAGCUGAGAUCAGGGAUCCCGUGAGAGCGACACGCGUCUGGCUCGGAACUUUUGAAACCGCGGAGGAUGCGGCUCGAGCCUAUGAUCGAGCGGCUAUUGGAUUCCGUGGGCCACGCGCCAAACUCAACUUCCCGUUUGUGGAUUACACUUCAUCUACUUCUUCCCCUGUUGCGGCCGACGAUAUCGGAACGAAUGCGAGCGUGAGUGCCAGCGCGGCGGAUUCAGCAGAAGCAGAGCAGUGGCGAGGAGGAGACUGUGAUAUGGAGGAAUAUUUGAAUAUGAUGAUGAUGGAUUUUGGGAAUGGAGAUUCCUCGGAUUCAGGAAACACUAUUGCUGAUAUGUUCCAGUGA
Molecule: messenger RNA, 825 nt
Organism: Thlaspi arvense
Lineage: Eukaryota; Viridiplantae; Streptophyta; Magnoliopsida; Brassicales; Brassicaceae
Source: the annotation of a GenBank genome assembly